Radiomyces spectabilis is the source of this 1236-nucleotide messenger RNA. RefSeq lists its product as uncharacterized. NCBI's taxonomy places the organism in Eukaryota, Fungi, Mucoromycota, Mucoromycetes, Mucorales, Radiomycetaceae. Gene Ontology annotation, cellular component: membrane. Gene Ontology annotation, molecular function: serine-type endopeptidase activity. The record is from RefSeq and is a predicted model, not a curated record. The transcript has 6 exons. The coding region runs from base 1 to 1236 and encodes 411 amino acids. Gene Ontology annotation, biological process: proteolysis.
AUGACUUUGCUAGAUGACGACACCAUAACAGAAGACAUUCAAUGUCGAGGCCAUACCAACACAAGACGGCACGAACGCCUGCCCAGCUAUGUAUACCAUAAAAACAAGGAUCCUCGACCGGCUCCUAUCAUUGCUUGUCAUAAGAGUGACAGCACGUUUAGCGACGCUUCCUUGCUCGCAGAAAAAGCUAAAAAAUACCCUCACAUAUCACUUACCUAUCCAUCCACAAUGUCCACCGUCAUGGAUCCAGAGGAAAAACCCUCUCAGAAGCAGGUUCAAGCCAACGAUGGCUGGAUAGCUAUCUUUAUGACCGGUGUCAAACCUCUCACGGCCCCCGGCUGGCCGGUGGUGUUCACAUACAUUAUGGCCACGCUGUUGUUUGUAGCAUUUUCAGGUGAACUGUUGAUGAACAAGGAUGUGUCAGGUGAAUUUAUUGAAUUGGAUCCUUUCAAUGUAAUGAUUGGCCCCUCGCUUCAAAUACUCGUUCAAAGCGGCGCUCGGUUCACGCCAUGUAUGCGAAAUACGACGGACAUGCCACCACUCGAACGUUACGUAUGUUUGAAUACCACGUCGGCGGGAGGAUUGUCAUUACUGGAUAUGGCGGUCAUUGAUCUCGCCGAUCCUCACUCACCGCGCGAUACGUGCUCUCUUGAGGAUAUCUGUGGGGUAGAUGGGUUUUACAAUGCCAGCGUGCCCGAUCAGUCUUUCCGGUUCCUGACGGCACUUUUUGUUCAUUCCGGUUUAUUGCAUUUCAUCUUUAACUUUAUCGCCCACAUGAUCCUCGGCGUACAACUCGAACGGAUCCUCAACCCGAUCAAGUUGGCAGCGGUCUACCUUGCUUCCGGUAUUUUUGGAAAUAUCUUUGGUGCCAAUUUUGCUUCUUCCACUUUACCAUCAAUGGGCUGUAGCGGAGCCUUAUUCGGCUUGGAAGCUUGUCUCUUUGUGGAUGUGGGUCUCAACUGGCAAAAAUCAAGUCAGCCUUUCCGGCAUAUCAUCAAAUUGAUCGUGUUCACCGCUUGUAGUUUUGUACUAGGUCUUAUACCAGGUGUCGAUAACUUUUCUCACAUUGGCGGAUUUAUUGCCGGUUUACUGCUGGGCAUUGUGUUUAUGCCCACUCCGCCCUUGGAGAAGCGAUCAUCAUGUAUCAUUUUUUGGAUCGUUAGAAUUAUUGCUUUGCUGACAAUGGCCAUCCUAUUUGCAGUGCUGACAUUUCAGUUUUAUGCAACCACCAAUUAG